Labrus bergylta (ballan wrasse) is the source of this 3028-nucleotide messenger RNA. Lineage: Eukaryota; Metazoa; Chordata; Actinopteri; Labriformes; Labridae. The record is from RefSeq and is a predicted model, not a curated record.
GAAAGAAAGGGAGAAAGAGAGAGAGAGAGAGAGAGGAGUAGAGAGAGAAGCUGUUCCAGCUCUGAGUGAGGGCAGAGAGACACACAGGUGGACGUGAAGCACACCUGAGAGAGAUAGUCCUGUUUACACACACCUUCAUGUCUGCUCAGGUGAGAUCUAACUCACACCUGUUAACUCAGUAUAUGUGACGUCACGGAAUCAACGGGCUGCGUAAAACUUUAAUUUCUUUUUUUUCUUUCCAAGAAUCAGAAGAAGAUCUACUUCAACACUCCGUGAGAAGUGAUCCGGAUUCAGACGCUGGUACGGGUCUGGACCGUAACUCCCACUUAGGACCGAGUCAAUAAACUGAUCCUGGUCUGAGCUGACCCGGGUUUAAUCAUGUACCAGGGUCUGAGCCUGUCCUCCCCCCAGACCCCGUACCCCCACGACACCGGGACCUACCUCCACGCCGCGGCCAGCUCUCCGGUCUACGUCCCGACCAGCAGGGUCCCAUCCAUGCUGCCGCCCCUGCCCUACCUUCAGACCUGUGACCCCCAACACCAGACUCACGGCUGGCCUCAGGACGGCUCCGGGUUCAGCCCCAGCAGCCCCCCGCAUCCCCCGCACGGCUUCUCGUUCACGCACAGCCCGCCGCUCGGCAGCAGCUCGGGCCGGGACCCCGGCUACCAGAGCCCGCUGCUGCUGGGUAACGGAGGGAGGGGAGAUCAGUACGGAGGUGCCCUGGUCCGCUCUGUGGGGGGGUCUUACUCCGGCCCAUACGCAUACAUGAGCCCGGAGAUGGCCUCGUCCUCCUGGACUCCGGGACCGUUUGAGAGUGGAGUGAUCGGCCUGCAGGGCCGCGGAGGGAGCACCGCCAGGAGGCCCAGUCUGGAGCUCAUGGACGACAUGUCCACUGAGGGUCGGGAGUGUGUGAACUGCGGCUCGGUGUCCACGCCGCUGUGGCGCAGGGAUGGAACCGGACACUACCUGUGCAACGCGUGCGGCCUCUACCACAAGAUGAACGGAAUCAACAGACCGCUAAUCAAACCGCACAAACGACUGCAGACGACGUCUCGCCGGGCCGGUCUCUGCUGCACAAACUGUCACACCAGCACGACCACACUGUGGAGACGAAAUGCUGACGGAGAGCCCGUCUGCAACGCCUGUGGACUCUACAUGAAGCUGCACGGGGUACCCCGACCUCUGGCCAUGAAGAAAGAGAGCAUUCAGACCAGGAAGAGGAAACCAAAGACGCCCAAAAAUAAAACAGGCUCCACCCCCUCCGACAGCAGCUCUCCGUCCUCGCUCUCUGUCUCUGAACACGCCUCCACCAUCAAGAGUGAACCCAACAUGACCCCGUCCCCGUACACCAGACACACCAUCACAUCUGCCACUCAGCAGACGGCGUCUCAGCUGGACGGCCUGGCUUCAGGACACGUGGACAUUAAAUACGAGGACUUCGUCUUCACCCCGACCUCCAUGUCCGCACAGAACUGGUGCGCUCUGUCUCAGGCCUGAACUUCCUCCACCUGCAACACCUGAUGACAUCACAGCUGAUGACUUCACACAGGUGGAUGUGGCUCCAUGGGGGAGGACAGACAGAGCUCCACCCAGCUUUUUCCUAGCGCUGCAGGAGAGAGAGACCAAACCUGGCCAACAACAGGACUACACCAGGCCCAAAACAGGACCAGAACAGGUCAACAUCAGGACCAAACCAGGACCAAACAUGGUCAACAACAGGACUACACCCGACCAACAACUGAACCAAAGACAGGACUACACUAGGCCAAAAUCUGAACCAAAAACAAGACUACACCAGGCCAAGAUCUGAACCAAAAACAGGACUACACUAGGCCAAGAACUGAACCAAAAACAGGACUACACCAGGCCAAGAUCUGAACCAAAAACAGGACUACACCAGGCCAAGAUCUGAACCAAAAACAGGACUACACUAGGCCAAGAUCUGAACCAAAAACAAUACUACACCUGACCAGUAAGAACCAGGUUGGCAUGGACCAAAACAGGACCAAACUCAGCGUUAAACAGGACUACACCAGACCAAAAACAGGACUACACCAGACCAAAAACAGGACUACACCAGGCCAAAAACAGGACUACUCAAGACCAAAAACAGGACUACACCAGGCCAAAAACAGGACUACUCAAGACCAAAAACAGGACUACACCAGGCCAAAAACAGGACUACACCAGAACAAAAACAGGACUACUCAAGACCAAAAACAGGACUACACCAGGCCAAAAACAGGACUACACCAGACCAAAAACAGGACUACAACAGGCCAAAAACAGGACUACACCAGACCAAAAACAGGACUACUCAAGACCAAAAACAGGACCAUUCAGUCCAACAUCCAACAGCUCAAUAACCCAGGUCUAAAAAGGGACUAAACAGGGCCCAAACCAGGACUAAGCAAAGACUCAGACUGGACUAAAAGAAGGGCUAAAUCAGGUUUAAACAUGGACUGAAUCAGGAAGUAACCAGGACUGCUGAACUAACGUCCUGUUAGGUCCAAUGAGAGCUUCCUAUGAGGUAAAUACGUGUCACAGAGGAUGGCGUGGAGGUAAACACGGGGUUUAAUAACCUUUGAAAGCUCAUCAUCGUCUAAACGGGAUCUUCAUCUGAGAAUAGUUUGUGUGUUUUGUCGUCGGAGCAGAAACAGAAAAAAGACAGGAGAGGUUUUUUUAUGACAACGUGUAGAUGGUUAACUUUUAUAGGCUCAUUAUUUAUGUGGCGAUAAGGACAGGUGAAGCCUCUGCAGGUUGAUUCACUCACAUUAGGACUUAUUAGUUUUAACAGCAGACACACAAAACCCGUCUUUAGAACCAGGACCACACGUCAGGACUUCAUCACUUAUUAUGAGACGUGACGUGCAAUGACCUUGAAUGAAGAAAACAAAAAGAAGGAGAUAAACGUUUAAUCAUAUUUUAUUGUGAAAGUUUUUAAUUUUAUUGUGAAAAUGUUGUAAAGAAGUCCCCGACUGCUCUUUAGAAUCUGUUCUUGUAAAUAAACUGAUUCACAUUUUAUUCA